UCCGCGCCUCGUGAGGGCCUCGGGUGGCGCUGGGACCCCGGCACAGGCCGCGGGCACCGCCGGGGGCACCCCGGAAGCCGGGACAUGGACUCGGUGGCCUUUGAGGAUGUGGCUGUGAACUUCACUCAGGACGAGUGGGCUUUGCUGGAUCCUCUGCAGAAGAAACUCUACAGAGAUGUGAUGCAGGAAACCUUCAGGAACCUGGCCUCUAUAGGGAAAAAUUGGGAAGAUUCAAACACAGAAGAUCAGUACAAAAGCCAGGGGAGAAGUCUAAGAAGUCAUAUUAUAGAAAGACUCUGUGAAAAGAAAGAAAGUAGUCCAUCUAGAGAACCCUAUAGUCGGACUCCAAAUCGGAAAUUGAACAAGAAGACUCUCACGGGAGUAAAACCAUAUGAAUGCACCAUGUGUGGGAAAGUCUAUAUGUGUCAUUCAUCUCUUAACAGACACAUGAAAUCCCAUACUGAGCACAAACCAUAUGGGUAUAACAAAUACGGAGAGAAGUCCUACGAAUGCAAGGAGUGUGGGAAAACAUUCAGCUUUCGAAGUUCAUUUCGAAUCCACGAAAGGACCCACACAGGAGAGAAGCCCUAUCAGUGCAAACAGUGCGGGAAAGCCUUCAGUUGGCCCAGUUCCUUUCAGAUACACGAGAGAACUCACACCGGAGAGAGACCCUACGAGUGCAAGGAGUGUGGGAAAGCCUUCAUUUACCACACUACCUUCCGAGGACACAUGAGAAUGCACACGGGGGAGAAACCGUAUAAGUGUAAAGAAUGCGGGAAAACUUUCAGUCACCCCAGUUCAUUUCGAAACCACGAAAGGACACACAGUGGAGAGAAGCCCUACGAAUGUAAAGAAUGUGGAAAAGCUUUUCGCUAUUACCAGACCUUUCAAAUCCACGAAAGGACUCACACCGGAGAGAAGCCCUAUCAGUGUAAACAGUGCGGGAAAGCUCUCAGCUGCCCCACGUCCUUUCGAAGUCAUGAAAGGAUUCACACUGGAGAAAAACCCUAUAAGUGUAGGAAGUGCGGGAAAGCCUUCAGUUUCCCCAGUUCAUUUCGGAAACAUGAAAGAAUUCACACCGGAGAGAAACCCUAUGACUGUAAGGAGUGUGGGAAGGCAUUCAUUUCGCUGCCGAGCUUUCGGAGGCACAUGAUCAUGCACACUGGGAAUGGGCCCUACAAGUGCAAGGAAUGUGGGAAAGCCUUCGACUGUCCCAGUUCAUUUCAAAUCCAUGAAAGGACCCACACGGGGGAGAAGCCCUACGAGUGCAAGCAGUGUGGGAAAGCCUUCAGCUGCUCCAGUUCCUUUCGAAUGCACGAAAGGACUCACACAGGGGAGAAGCCUCACGAGUGCAAACAGUGCGGCAAGGCCUUCAGCUGCUCCAGUUCCGUGCGAAUCCACGAAAGGACCCACACGGGGGAGAAGCCCUAUCAGUGUAAACAGUGCGGCAAAGCCUUCAGUUGCUCCAGUUCCUUUCGAAUGCACGAGAGAAUUCACACUGGAGAAAAGCCAUAUGAAUGCAAACAGUGUGGUAAAUCCUUCAGUUUUUCCAGUUCAUUCCGUAUGCAUGAAAGGACCCACACGGGGGAGAAGCCCUACGAGUGCAAGCAGUGUGGGAAAGCCUUCAGCUGCUCCAGUUCCUUUCGAAUGCACGAAAGGACUCACACAGGGGAGAAGCCGUAUGAGUGCAAACAGUGCGGCAAGGCCUUCAGCUGCUCCAGUUCCAUCCGCAUCCACGAAAGGACCCACACAGGGGAGAAGCCCUACGAGUGCAAGCAGUGCGGGAAAGCCUUCAGCUGCUCCAGUUCUGUUCGAAUGCAUGAAAGGACUCACUCGGGGCAGAAGCCCUACGAGUGCAAACAGUGCCACAAAGCCUUCAGCUGCUCCCGCUCCUUCCGCAUCCACGAAAGAACUCACACUGGAGAGAAACCCUAUGAGUGUCAGCUGUGUGGAAAGGCCUUCAAGUGUUCCCGAUCCUUUAGAGUCCAUGAAAGAACUCACACUGCAGAGUAACUCUCCCAGCGUCAGCAGUGUGCUCCUGCCUUCUGUUGCCCCAGCCUACUGGGAAGCCAUAAACUCACACCGGAGUGCAACUUUUUGAAUG
Lepus europaeus (European hare) is the source of this 2104-nucleotide messenger RNA. RefSeq names its product zinc finger protein 709. The record is from RefSeq and is a predicted model, not a curated record. Gene Ontology annotation, molecular function: RNA polymerase II cis-regulatory region sequence-specific DNA binding; DNA-binding transcription activator activity, RNA polymerase II-specific. Gene Ontology annotation, biological process: regulation of transcription by RNA polymerase II. Gene Ontology annotation, cellular component: nucleus. The coding region runs from base 85 to 2013 and encodes 642 amino acids. The transcript is spliced from 4 exons. Lineage: Eukaryota; Metazoa; Chordata; Mammalia; Lagomorpha; Leporidae.